AUGGCGGCCCAAGACAACGCACAGCACCAUCAACACUCGAACAACAACAAUACCCACAACAAUAGCAACAGCGCCAACAACAACCAUAGCAGUGGGUCCAUUGCCACCCUGUGUAGCGGUGAUUUACUGAACGACUGUGCCAAAAGUGUUCACGAUGUAAGGGCUGUGAUUGACGACUGCACCACUUCCAUAUUGAAGUGUGCCAAUGCUGUGAGUUCGGACAUCAUGUCGACGACCAGUACAACGACAAACGGCAGCUAUAAGCCGCAGCAUGCAGCCACACUGGCCACCCUGGCCACGCACAAUAAACCCGACGUUUGUCAUGUAACAAAGAGUUCGGCUGCUGCCGCUCCAUUUGGUCAUUAUCCCCCGCCCUAUCCCGUGCACGAUGACAUCAUCGUGCCCCGUAGCCAAAAGUCAGAUCCCUCGCUGUGCUUUCUGCACAAGAGCUCAUCGGGAGCCAUAAAUGUGGGACCACCGCCGCUGCUGCCGCCGUCAAUGAUGGGCGCUUAUCAUACCACAGAUUUCCAUCUGUCACAGCGCGACUUGCAACAGAAGCUGCAACAGUACAAGAACAGCAGCCGGCUGAGCCUUAGUAAAUACAACACCAUAGGACCGAGCAGUGACUAUGCCCGCCAGCUGGCACUAUACUCCUCACAACAACAGCAACAGCAAUCCUUAUCCCAGUAUCCUUUUCAGCAACCACAAACUCAAUAUGCCACAAUGCGUCCUUUGGGUGCCGGCGAACGUUGUCGCUGUUUCUCGAAAUCAUGGUCGAAUUUUUCGCGUGAUUUCAUGCAAUCGUCGCUGUGUGCCAACCACGACAAUCACGCAAUGCCGCAGCAACAGCAGAUCUUCCACACCGGCUCGACCGCUGCCACGGGCAAAGGUAGGCCUGAACCAACAACCAGUUCCCUAUUGAGGUCAUCGUCCGCCUAUAAUAGUCGUAGUUUCAAUAAUCUUGCCGACAUUAUGGACAAUUACAGUUAUGACACGAUGACAUCUUCAUCACUACUGCAUCAACAUCCACAUCAUCACAAAAUGCAUGGCACCAAUUCACAGAUUUGCAACGGCACCACCACCACCACCAACAACGCCGCCACCCUCAUAUCGAACAACAACGGCAACAGCAUUAGUAGUGGCCUUAAAGAUAACAAACUGUUACACGCUCAGCAUCAGCAUCUCCAUCAGCACUAUCCCCCCACCCAGCACAAAGAUUUCCAUUGUAAUGAUCAUCUGGUGGUCGACGGCCAUCAGCAUCACCAUCAUCAUGCGCUGGUGGGCAGCGGCAGUGGCCAUUUGCUUAAAUCGGCCUCGCUGUCAUCGGAGAAGUUUCACCAGAGCAAUGGCACGGGCAAUCACCACCAUCAUCCGGCACAUCAUUCAAGUUUGACUAGCAUAAUGCCUUGGAAACAUCGACAGAGUCCUAGUCGUGGUUCUUCCAGUUCGGGUACUAAUUCAUUUCGUGCUCCAUUCGAAGAACGUCUACGUGUUGCCCUACAACUAUUAGAUCAAGUGCCUUUAAUUGAUGGGCAUAACGACCUACCCUGGAAUAUACGAAAGUUCCUGCACAAUAAACUGAAUGACUUUAACUUUAAUGAAGAUCUCAGAGAAGUUGCGCCCUGGAAACGCAGCCACUGGAGCCACACCGAUUUGAUACGACUGAAAAAGGGCAAAGUAUCGGCCCAGUUCUGGGCUGCCUAUGUUCCAUGUGAGGCCCAACAUCGAGAUGCAGUACAACUAACAUUAGAACAAAUCGAUGUUAUCAAACGUUUGACAGAUCGUUAUUCACCGCAACUGACGACCUGCACCUCAGCACAAGAAAUCAUCGAAGCCCACAAGAACCAUCAGCUUUGUUCGCUGACAGGCGUUGAAGGUGGACAUUCGUUGGGCGGUUCAUUGGCUGUGCUGAGGACUUUAUAUGCCAUCGGUGUUCGGUAUAUGACACUGACAUCGACGUGUCACACACCAUGGGCGGAUUCCAGUUAUGCGGAUGCACCAACGUUCAACGUUAAACAUGGAGGUUUAACGAUAUUUGGCAAGGUAGAUUUGCCAUUGCCAAAGGCUCCAAAGCCAUUUUUACUCGGGGACUAUUUACGCUAG
This is a messenger RNA of Musca domestica (house fly), 2103 nucleotides long. RefSeq names its product GATA zinc finger domain-containing protein 16-like. The record is from RefSeq and is a predicted model, not a curated record. Gene Ontology annotation, molecular function: metallodipeptidase activity. NCBI's taxonomy places the organism in Eukaryota, Metazoa, Arthropoda, Insecta, Diptera, Muscidae. The transcript has 6 exons. Gene Ontology annotation, biological process: proteolysis. The coding region runs from base 1 to 2103 and encodes 700 amino acids.